This is a messenger RNA of Vidua chalybeata, 1118 nucleotides long. RefSeq names its product isoamyl acetate hydrolyzing esterase 1 (putative) (gene IAH1). The transcript has 6 exons. The record is from RefSeq and is a predicted model, not a curated record. The coding region runs from base 217 to 948 and encodes 243 amino acids. Gene Ontology annotation, molecular function: hydrolase activity, acting on ester bonds. NCBI's taxonomy places the organism in Eukaryota, Metazoa, Chordata, Aves, Passeriformes, Viduidae.
CCGGCACGAGGGGUGUGUGAGGGGUGGGUCCCCGGCUGCCCCGGGCGCGCCCUCCCUGCGCCACUGAGCCUUUUAACGAGGCGAUGAAAGAUUGAGUGGGGCAGGAACCUGAACCCGGUCUGUAACCGGGGCCUUCCACCGGUCCGCCCCGUUUCCCGCUGCAGAGGAAGCGGCGAGGCCGCCGCCGCCGCUCCCGGCGGAUGUCCGGCCGCGGCCAUGGCGCUGGCGGAGGCGGGAGCCCGCGGGCGGCUCCUGCGCUGGCCUCGCGUCCUCCUCUUCGGAGACUCCAUCACUGAGUACUCCUUCCAGGAAAAUGGCUGGGGGGCAUACCUUGCUGAGAGACUGGUCAGAAAAUGUGAUGUUGUGAACCGUGGGAUCUCGGGGUACAACACCAGAUGGGCUAAAUUGAUUCUUCCAAGACUGAUCACUGAAAGUACUAGUGCUGACAGUAUUGCUGCAGUUACUAUUUUCUUUGGAGCUAAUGACAGUGCUUUGAAAGAGCUGAACCCUAAGCAGCACGUUCCUUUGGAGGAGUACGCUGCCAACCUGAAGAGCAUGGUGCAGUACCUGAAGUCAGUAGACAUUACUGCGGACAGGAUUAUUUUGAUAACACCACCACCUCUUCAGGAAUCAGCUUGGGAAAAGGCAUGUCUUGCCAAAGGUGACAAACUGAACCGCUGCAAUGCCACCACCGGGCAGUACGCCCAGGCCUGCGUCCAGGUCGCCAGGGAAUGCGGCACGGAUGUGCUCGACCUCUGGACCCUGAUGCAGAAGAAUCAGGAUUUCUCUUCCUAUUUGUCUGAUGGUCUUCAUUUAUCAACAAAAGGCAACAGCUUUCUAGCAGCUCAGCUUUGGUCACGCUUGGAAAACAAACUGUCUGCUCUUCCUUCACUGCUUCCUUACUGGCGUGACGUGGACCACACGAACCCCGAGGCCAGUCUUCUGUGACAUCCCUGCAGGGAGGAGCCAGGGCAGUCAUGCCAGACAGAGCCAGCUCAUUAUGCAGCAAGGUGCUUCAGACUGUAUCCUCAGGGAACAUGGCACUGGGGAGUCCCCAGCAAUGCUCUUCUCUGUCCUCUUCUCUUGGGUCUGUGGGAGAAUAAAGGUGAGACCACUUA